Messenger RNA from Bubalus bubalis (water buffalo), 1831 nucleotides. It is a transcript of the gene ETNK2, whose product is annotated as ethanolamine kinase 2. Gene Ontology annotation, cellular component: cytoplasm. The record is from RefSeq and is a predicted model, not a curated record. Lineage: Eukaryota; Metazoa; Chordata; Mammalia; Artiodactyla; Bovidae. The coding region runs from base 64 to 1134 and encodes 356 amino acids. Gene Ontology annotation, molecular function: ethanolamine kinase activity. Gene Ontology annotation, biological process: phosphatidylethanolamine biosynthetic process. The transcript has 8 exons.
CCCGGCUGCCCGGCCCGCCCUCCUACCUGAGGGCCGGGGCCACCCCCGCGGCGCGCAUGGGGCAUGGAGGCGGCGGCCGGCGCCGGCCGCGGGGCGCCCCCGGGACCCCCGAGAGCCGCCGCCGUCCCAUAUUUCGGCAUUUCGGUGGACCAGGACGACAUCCUCCCGGGCGCCCUGCGCCUCAUCCGGGAGCUGCGGCCGCGCUGGAAGCCCGAACGAGUCCGGACCAAGCGCUUCACUGACGGCAUCACCAACAAGCUGGUGGCCUGCUACGUGGAGGAGGACAUGCGGGACUGUGUGCUGGUCCGAGUCUACGGGGAGCGGACGGAGCUGCUGGUGGACCGCGAGAGCGAGGUCCGGAACUUCCAGCUGCUGCGGGCUCACGGCUGUGCCCCGAAACUCUACUGCACCUUCCAGAAUGGUCUGUGCUAUGAGUACAUGAGGGGCGUGGCCCUGGGGCCAGAGCACAUCCGUGAGCCCCGACUCUUCAGGCUAAUCGCUUUAGAAAUGGCCAAGAUCCACACCAUCCAUGCCAACGGCAGCCUGCCUAAGCCCACCCUCUGGCACAAGAUACACAAUUACUUCGCCCUCGUGAAGAACGAGAUCAGCCCCAGCCUGUCCGCGGACGUCCCUGAGGUCGGCGUGCUGGAGCGGGAGCUGGCCUGGCUGAAGGAGCACCUGCCUCAGCUGGACUCCCCGGUGGUGUUCUGUCACAACGACCUGCUCUGCAAAAACAUCAUCUACGACAGCAGCAAAGGUCAUGUACGGUUCAUCGACUAUGAAUAUGCUGCCUACAACUACCAAGCUUUUGACAUUGGCAACCAUUUCAAUGAGUUUGCAGGUGUGAACGAGGUCGAUUACUCUCGGUACCCGGCGCGGGAGACCCAGCUUCAGUGGCUGCGGUACUACCUGCAGGCCCAGAAGGGGACGGCUGUGACCCCCAGAGAGGUGGAGAGGCUCUACGUGCAAGUCAACAAGUUUGCUCUGGCGUCUCACUUCCUCUGGGCACUCUGGGCCCUCAUCCAGAACCAGUUCUCCACCAUCGACUUUGAUUUCCUCAGGUAUGCAGUGAUCCGAUUCAACCAGUAUUUCAAGGUGAAGCCUCAAGUGUCGGCCCUGGAGAUGCCAAAGUGACCACCCUUCCCAGUCCUCCCCCGUCUGCCUGGCCAGACCUGCUCUCCAGGGCCCGGCUCUGCUCUGGGGUCUACACCUUGGACAAGGUGGGCAAGGGGCCGGGGGGUGUCCCUGCCAAGAGCACUCUGCCCCUGUCCCCAGCCCUGAGAGAUGCUUCUGGUGACCGAUUUUGUUUGGAUGGGCUGGUAGAACCCAGCCCUGAGGGUCCUCUCCACCUCGCCAGACUUGGUGACGGGGAGUGCCUGAAGCCAGGCAGGGCUGGGACUCAACCACCCUGGGAGGCCCAGCCUUCCCACCCCGGCUAUUCUGAGUCUGGGCUCAGACCUCAACCACCCUGGGAAGCCCAGCCUUCCCAUCCCGGCCAUCCUGAGUCUGGGCUGGAACUCAACCACCCUGGGAAGCCCAGCCUUCCCAUCCCAGCCAUCCUGAGUCUGGGCUGCCCUGGGAAGCCCAACCUUCCCCUCCCCGCCAUCCUGAGUCUGGGCUGGGACUCAACCACCCUGGGAAGCCCAGCCUUCCCAUCCCGGCCAUCCCGAGUCUGGGCUGCCUUCGUGUCUUUGACCUUCCUGGCCUGGGGAAGGGGGAUGGUGGAAGGGCUCCUUUCUACCUCCAGGGCCCCGAGCCUCCAGCCUGUCUACCCCUGCGUGCCCCAUGUGGGAGGUGCUGGGUCCAGACGAGUAUCCUGCCAACUCUGACC